Molecule: messenger RNA, 1722 nt
Organism: Triticum aestivum (bread wheat)
Lineage: Eukaryota; Viridiplantae; Streptophyta; Magnoliopsida; Poales; Poaceae
Exons: 8
Coding region: 343-1419 (358 amino acids)
Source: RefSeq, a predicted model, not a curated record
CCCCUCCAACCCCUUCUCCGAUACCCCCAAACCCCUCGAUAAACCCGAGUCCGGCCCUCAACUUCGGAGGCGUCCUCUUCCCCAGGACUCACAACAAUCGGAGCCCAAAAUCGCCGCCACCUCCUCCUACAAUCGGAACUCCAGUCCACCCCGCCGGGCCUCCCCUCCACUACGCAGUUAUAUGGGCUGAUUGUUUUGAAAAAUAAACCUCAAGAAAAAGAUAAGGAGGUUCCUGUGACCAGUAUCUCGUUGCGAGCGAGAUUCGAGCCUCCUAGUCAUCACUCAUCGAACACCAUUUUGAGGAAAGGAGGAAAGAUCUUCUGACCUCUUAAGAGAUCAGGGAUGCCUCCGAUUGCGGCAGACAAGGAAGAGUUAGAUAGGCUGUAUAACCUCGUGGCUGGAUCUGUCGUUCUACUUCUUCGGUCCAAAGAUGGUGACUCCGUUGAUUUUGGCACCGGAAUUGUCCUUUUUUCGGAUGAAAGUAGAGCAUUGAUUGGCGUAGAUAAUUCUCAAAUCAAGGAUGGCGAGACUAUUACAGUUCGGUUCCAUGACAGUACACAAAGCGUUGCGAGUGUCUUUUUGAAAAAGACAACACAAAAGCACGCGGUUCUACUAGUGUAUUCCACUGCUCGCCCUCCUCCUGUCAGGUUCAAUGUGUCUCCAACCACGAGGCAAGAUAUUUUCAUGCUUGGUGUGGUGGAAAAGGAUGAGACACUUGGUUUGAUGACUGGAACUGUCGGCAAUCCGAACUGCAGAGCUGUUGAUAGGGCAAGGAAUCAUAUUUAUCGAAGCGAGAGUACAUUUGCAGUGAGUUGCCCCAUGUCAGGACGAAGUUUGGUUCCAAACGAUAAGGAAAAGAUUGAAGAAACCAAGGAGAUUACGCAAUUGAUUGGAGCGCCCGUGUUUGACAUGAGUGGUUUGGUUAUUGGUACAAUCGAUUGUGCUGAUCCGGAUUCGUAUAAUCUGAAAUUUGCAAUUAAAACCAAUUUUUUUCUGGAUAAGCUGGAAAAGUUUUUAAAGGAUAAGGAUGAGCAGAUUUAUCUUUCAAGGGGUGAGGAAGGCACUGGAACGAGCGGGCAGGGUAGUUCCACUUCAGCACCGGAGAGUAAAAAGAGGGAACGUGCAGAUUCACCUCCAAGUGAUACGAGGAAAGGAAAAAGUUUAUGCAUGGAUCAACUUGAAGCUAACAUGGCGGUGGUCAGUGAAGAGCAGCUAAGGUUACACAAGUCUCCGGGCCAAGUUGAGAUGGAUUUUGGAAGACGAGAAGCAACGCAACGGGCGCUCAUGAGGCUUGUUACCCCAGAAUCUGAUGAUGAAUGGAGGAGCUCCCCAUCUUCAUCAGGUUUGCAGAGAGAGGAGGACAAAGCUGCUUUGAAGGAUGGUGGUUCCAAGCUGAUGCAGAACGAAGCCCUGUGUUGAUGCAUUGUGAGGCAGGUAGAUCUUCUGCUGACAAUCAAGCAUAGCCUGAUGAUAGUGGACUGCUGUUGCUUAAGGGAGCCUGAGUCCUGGCCCGUCAUAUGCUGCUGCUUGUUCCUGUACUGGUAGCUCUCUUCAGAUGCUGUUGAAGUAGUGCUAAUAGGGGCUAAGAUAUGUUUUGAGUGUGAGAAUCUCCAGCUGGUUUCCAUAGUGUGCCAACUUGCUCUCCUCCUUGCAUGUCUCCUGUAAUGAACUUUUUUUUUGGUUAAGAAAUUAACGGAAAGGGGGUUAAGCCGGUUGGUUAGA